AUGCCGCAUUCCUCUGACAACAACGAAUUUGAAACAACCCAACAAAUGGCUCUGAUCGAGCCGGCUCAUUGCUUAGCAACCGUCAACACGAUCCCUGAGCCUAAAGAUCACAAACCCCAUAAUCUCAAGCCCCCUGAUCUCACCAGCCCAUCUCAAACCCCCCCUGAUCUCAAGCCCCCUGAUCUCAAAUCCCCCGAUCUCAAGUCCCCUGAUCUCAAAUCCCACAAUCUCAAGCCCCCUGAUCCCAAGCCCCGUGAUCUCAAACCCCCCGAUCUCAAAUCCCCCAAUCUCAAAUCCCCCGAUCUCAACCCCCCUGAUCUCAAGCCCCCUGAUCUCAAAUCCCCAGAUCUCAACCCCCUGAUCUCAAGCCCCCUGAUCUCAAACCCCCUGAUCUCAAAUCCCCCGAUCUCAACCCCCCUGAUCUCAAGCCCCCUGAUCUCAACUCCCCCGAUCCCCCCUGAUCUCAAACCCCCUGAUCUCAAAUCCCCCGAUCUCAACCCCCCUGAUCUCAAGCCCCCUGAUCUCAAAUCCCCCGAUCUCAAGCCCCCUGAUCUCAUAUCCCCCAAUCUCUAA
Messenger RNA from Hemibagrus wyckioides, 573 nucleotides. RefSeq lists its product as uncharacterized. The coding region runs from base 1 to 573 and encodes 190 amino acids. The record is from RefSeq and is a predicted model, not a curated record. The transcript is spliced from 5 exons. NCBI's taxonomy places the organism in Eukaryota, Metazoa, Chordata, Actinopteri, Siluriformes, Bagridae.